AUGACAGCUCCAGUUCGUGUACUACACGUUGUUCACUCGUUGCCCAUGUCACGCAAUAACACCAUUCAAUUGAGUCGGAAUCAUCAGCUGUGCCGAAAUGACAGCUCCAAUGGGAAGCGCAACUGUUGCUGGCUCUUGAUGCGUGGUUGCAUCCAACACCGCAUGAAGAUGGGAAGCGCAACUGUUGCUGGCUCUUGA
Molecule: messenger RNA, 198 nt
Organism: Peronospora matthiolae
Lineage: Eukaryota; Oomycota; Peronosporomycetes; Peronosporales; Peronosporaceae
Source: the annotation of a GenBank genome assembly